AUGGCGACAAAUGUAGCUUUCCAAACCUCAAUGGGUAGUUUCGUAGUUGAGCUUUACAACGACCACGCUCCCAAGACAUGUGAAAACUUCUCCAAAUUGGCCGCCAGCGGGGCCUACGACGACAACAUCUUCCAUCGAAUAAUUCCAAACUUCAUGGUACAAACAGGCGAUCCUACAGGCACCGGCCGUGGCGGCAAUUCGUUUUGGGGCGGGAAAUUCGAAGAUGAAAUCGAACUCAAAAGGCCUGAGCUACCGCGCUUGAGGCAUACUGGAGCUGGAAUCUUGAGCAUGGCAAACAGCGGACCAAAUACGAAUGGCAGCCAAUUUUUUAUCACCCUGGCACCCACGCCGUGGCUAGACGAUAAACACACUAUAUUUGGAAGGGUGAAGAGUGGGUUGGACGUCUUGAAGAGGAUGCAAAACGUGGAGACGGGGGCUGAGGACAGACCGAAGGUUGAGGUUAAGAUCGUGAGCGCCACUGUCUUGCAGGAUGCUUGA
Messenger RNA from Glarea lozoyensis ATCC 20868, 498 nucleotides. Its product is annotated as Cyclophilin-like protein. Gene Ontology annotation, molecular function: peptidyl-prolyl cis-trans isomerase activity. The coding region runs from base 1 to 498 and encodes 165 amino acids. NCBI's taxonomy places the organism in Eukaryota, Fungi, Ascomycota, Leotiomycetes, Helotiales, Helotiaceae. The record is from RefSeq and is a predicted model, not a curated record. Gene Ontology annotation, cellular component: catalytic step 2 spliceosome. The transcript is spliced from 3 exons. Gene Ontology annotation, biological process: protein folding; protein peptidyl-prolyl isomerization.